Molecule: messenger RNA, 1527 nt
Organism: Vigna radiata var. radiata (mung bean)
Lineage: Eukaryota; Viridiplantae; Streptophyta; Magnoliopsida; Fabales; Fabaceae
Exons: 6
Coding region: 1-1527 (508 amino acids)
Source: RefSeq, a predicted model, not a curated record
AUGACAGGACAACAACAAUCACGUCCUGAUAAAGGAAAGGCCGUAGCAAAACCUAAAAGGAAACGACAACCAAAAUAUAUACUAAGGAUUCCUACUUUUGUUGCCUGGACUACACCGGAUGUUGGGCCCUCACAUGCUCUACCCCGUCAUCAUCUUUCCACACCACACCCUCCUAUUCAUCUCACACCAGACCCUGUGGUACAGCCAACACAAGAUCCUACUAGUCUUCCCUCACCUACACAUCUUGGAACACCUAUUGUAGGUUCUUCUAUACCCUCCUCAUCCUCCAUACCGCCAUCUGAUGAUCGUCCCCCACGAUCUGAUGAUCGUCCCCCACCAUCUGAUGAUCUUCCCCCACCAUCUGAUGAUCAUCAUUCAGCUGGUGAUGAUGGUGAUGACCCUGCUCCUACUGAUCGACCGCUGAUUGAACCUUAUGGGAAAGGAGUUGCUUCUCAGGCCAUAAUAAGGUCAAUUAAGCAACAAUUUCUAAAUCCUUGGCCAACAUGGGGAGCAAUAUCAGAUGAUGACAAAAUACCAUUGUGGGAGCGAUUUAAGAUGAAGGUUCAGUGGUUACCUAAACAUGAAGUUCAAAUUCACCGCAAUUUCAACACGAAGGCGUCUCAUAGACUCUCUGAGAUGUUUCGAGAAGCAAGGAUAGAUGGAGAAUGCCCCUACUGGAUUGGGGAGCAAAUCUGGACCUCCUUACUGGAGCAUUGGAAUUCGCCACAGUACCGCGCCAAGUGUGCAAUCGCCCAGAAGAAUCGGGCUUCAGAAAAGGGCGGUGUUCUCCAUACAGGGGAUGAGGCUCCCCUAACCAGAUCAACCAGAUCCACUAGAGGACCCACUAGGAUGAAACAACUAUUGCUCAGGAAACAAAGUGGUGAAAGAACUCCGGUGAAUGUGAAUGUCACCACGGGUGUGGCAACUGGCCGCUAUGCAAAUGACUUUCGAUCAUACCUUGGAGUGGUGGCACGUGAUAAGAUUAGCAUUCUUGUUCCAUCUUUUGAUCAUGUGUCCGAGGUUGAUCGNAACGUUAUUUGGAACGAUAUAUUGGCAGCUGCAUUGGGUCGAGUUGUGCAUGUUGAUGAAGUUUUCCACCAAACUCAUCUUCGCAAGGGAACUGACCAGUUCAUUGAUGAAAGGUCCCACAAGACCCAUGAAGAAUUCUCUGCAAAACUUUCACGGGUCAGAUCCUCACAUUCUUCAUGUCCUCAGUCAACCCAACAACCAGAUGAUGACCAUGACCUUAUUAGGUCACAAUGUUGGAUUGAUGUUGUUGGUGGAAAGAAAAAAGGAAGAAUUUAUGGGGCAGGACAAUUGGCUGCAAAUUACAGUAAAGGUCGUGGUGGUCUAAACCACCAACCUUCUUCUUCCUCCCAACGUCCUAAUGAGACCGUUCAUGAGACGCAGCGGCUUCAAACACGUGAACGAGAAUAUAAUGAACUGAGACAAGAGUUUACCAGUUUUAAAGAACUGGUCAUGAGAUUGCUUCCCGAGUCUGCAGUGCCUCCGACCUCUCAUUCGUAG